Nilaparvata lugens (brown planthopper) is the source of this 1930-nucleotide messenger RNA. RefSeq names its product cytochrome c oxidase subunit 6A1, mitochondrial. Bases 1465 to 1794 code for a protein of 109 amino acids. Gene Ontology annotation, biological process: mitochondrial electron transport, cytochrome c to oxygen. NCBI's taxonomy places the organism in Eukaryota, Metazoa, Arthropoda, Insecta, Hemiptera, Delphacidae. Gene Ontology annotation, cellular component: mitochondrial inner membrane. The transcript has 3 exons. The record is from RefSeq and is a predicted model, not a curated record. Gene Ontology annotation, molecular function: enzyme regulator activity.
UGGAUAUUUCUUUUAAACAAUGAUUACCUACAUUACAAGUUCACUUUGCAUACAUAUUGUACACGCAUAUUAGAGAUAUAUUAUUUAUUUAUUAGGUUAUCACAAACAAUACAAUGAUCGGAAAAAACAGGCUAUUGCCCAAAACUUCUUCAAUUUCAUAAUUUAGAAUACAUCCAUAUAUGACAAUUUCUUCUUAAAACUUAAUAAUGGAAUAGAUUAUAUCAAACAAAUUUUAAGGUACGUUUUCCAAGAAGUCAAAAUUGCACAAAUAUAUCAGUUGCAUUAGUAAGCCUCCUUUUUAUCAUCGCAUUUUGAGUGGGACGUACGGUGCAUGGUGCUUUUCAUUACUAUAGCUUUCCAACAUGGGAAGUUUCAACAGUUCAGGUGUGUAUUGCUGAUAGAAAUACAUCCACGCGUUAUCAAAAACCUUCUCAACUUCCCCUUCUUUAUAUAUAACGUCCUCUUUUCUGCGUUUGUAGACUACCGGAUGUUCCUCAAGCCCAUCAAGAACUUCUAACAUGUUGUCGUCAACUUCAUAAACCUCACCUCUCACGUUAAAACCAGUAGAAUUUAGAUCAAUCAUAUAUGGAAUGCUAUACGGUGGUCCUAUGACCAGCGGGUAUUUAGAUUUGGUUUGUGCACUGAAAAGAAAUUUUGAAUAGCCGUUUGCAGAGUCUUCAAGUAGAAAAUGGUUGGGCUCGCCUUUCUUUAAAGUUCCAUAGACGAAAACACAGGUUAACUGAUUUGAGAGUUGUGAUAGAGACAUUUUUGAGAGAAAGGUUUUGAAAGUGUUCAGUGAAACAGAGAGCAUGAAGAGUCAAACACUAUACAAAAAUCCUAUCUUAUGAGUACAGUAGUGCUUUUGGAAUCACCUUUUGGAAUGUUCACUAACAAAACUUGAAAUAAUAUAAGUGGAAAUAAGUUCUUGGUUUUUAAUGCAAUAACACCAGACUUUACAACUCACAACCUAAUGCUAAUGAAUGCGAAAACGAAACACUCACUUAAUCCAAGAUACUGAAAGUUGAACAUUGAAUAGAAUACACUUUAUACUUAUCAAUUUUACCUUGAAAUGUUAUUAAAAUUUUUGCGUAGGAUGCUAUAAAAUUUUCUAUUAGCCGCCCAUAUCACAAACCAUAAGUUGAAAGGUUAUGUUCAAUGUUGAUAAAUGAAGUUCGAAGUGUCGUCUGCCACUGCCAUAUUGUUUGCUGCCAACAUGAUUGAAAAUUAAUGCUUUCAAUUAAAAAGAGAAUAAACUCUUCAUCCGGAUUAUUUGUAACAAAAUUGAAAAAAUUUCAAUAAAAUAAAUAGUUUAAAGCAUUCUUGUAUGGAAAUCAACAAAGUUUUUAAUUUUCCACAGUAGAAAAAUGUGGGCAACUGUAUGGCAGCCUGCUAAUAUUCGACCUCUUGAUCUUCAGACGAACAUUGCUGUCAGCUGUUCGAAAAUUUGGGAUUUGGGAAAGUACCAUGGCGACUAUCCCGAGAAUAUUUUUUAGAAAAAUCUCUUCAACUCCAGCUUUGAAAGCUGUAGCUGAAACUGGAUCUGCAUACCACGCAGAAGCUGACAAAGCUCGUGACCUAUGGAAGAAAAUCACAUGCUUCGUAGCUUUUCCAGCUAUUGCCAUCGCCUCGGCUAACUGCUAUAUAAUGGAAAUUUCCCACCAUCAUGAAAGGGACGAAUUUAUUCCUUACGAGCACCUCCGCAUCCGACGCAAGAAAUUCUUCUGGGGAGACGGCAACCAUUCCUUCUUCCACAACAAGGCGGUCAACCCCCUCCCCGACGGUUAUGAAGAUUGAAAACGUUUUCGAGGUUAUUGAACUUGCUAGCCUGUCAAUGUAAAUGGUUCACGGUUGUUGUGAGCAUUCAAAAUAUUAUUGUAAAUCAGCAAAUCUAGUAACUUAUAAUGAUGAAUUAAAUGUGUUGUAGUUAAAA